UAUAAAGAUCAGCACACCAAAACAAAUAACAAUUCGUUGAAUCAGAGCUGCUAGUGAAUCUUUCACCAUCUAAAAGAGGUUGUAAGCGAUGGAGUCAGUAACUUCUUGGGCUCACUGUCUUACAAACCACUGCUGUUCAACGACGAUYGCAGUGGUUAUAGCAGUAGCCAUCUUUCUUUACUGGUACGGUACAAGGAMUCGUCGAAUGCUCGAAUCAACUUUCCCCGGAAUACCCGGUCCUAAGCCAUGGCCUUACUUGGGAAAUAUGCCUGGAUUUCUACGAGAUAAAGGCCAAUUUCACCUUUAUCUUGAUACSAAUUACAAGAAAUAUGGCAGUUUAUUUUGCACGUCGUUUCUCGAUAUGCCUGUCCUUGCUAUAUCUGAUACGAAGAUGAUCAAAGAGAUUUGGGUGAAGCACUUCGAUAGUUUCCACAACCGUCCAUCGAUAAUAGGCCUCCCCCCGCCAAUGGACACAUCACUGGACGUAGCUGAAGGAGAAACAUGGCAUCGUAUCCGAACUGUWCUAUCUCCUUCYUUUAGUUCCCAUAAACUCAAAUCGAUGAUUCCYCUGAUGAAUGAUACUUGUGACUCUYUGUUGAAAACGCUGGAUAAAGCUGCUAAAGACGGGGAAAGCAUCGAUAUAUUAAAAUGCCAGCAAUCUUUGACCCUCGAUACGAUCCUUUCUACGGCUUUUGGUGUCCAAGGUGACUAUCAGAAUAACCCAGAUGAUCCAAUAUUGAAAACAGCAUAUAGAGCCAUGAACCCAAGUGGGCUYGUGCAAACACUUCUGGUUAUUCUACCCAUGCUGCCUUUCGGGACGUCUAUUCUGCAAACUGAAAUGUGUACAAAGUUGAUGUUCAGAGAUUUURUUGCCCUGUUCGACUUUGGCGAGAAAAUCAUYGAAUUGAAACGAAAGGAGGGCUCGUCUAGAAAGGACUUUCUAGAUCUCAUGCUUAGUUCCCAAGGUCCAGACGUACCAGAAAACAAAAAGCUCAGCGAAGGCGAGCUUUUAAUGCAAUCAAUCCUGUUCUUGUUAGCUGGUUACGAGACAUCGAGCACGACUCUUGGGAUGCUGUGUUAUUACCUGGUCGCAAACCCUGAUGUCCAGGAACGUUUACAGCAAGAAAUUGAUAACGUAUGGACGGAAGAAGAUGAAAURCCGUCAUACGAAACAGUUCAGGAGAUACAGUACCUCGACAUGGUGAUCUCUGAAACUUUAAGACUCUGCCCUCCAGGUAACAUGCUUUUCCGUGACUGCACCAAAGAAUGUACCAUCGAAGGUGUGACGAUUCCAAAAGGAUGUAUCAUCACAGUUCCAGUCUACAGCAUACACAGGGAUCCCAACAUUUACCCCGACCCUGACAAGUUCAUUCCAGAGAGAUUUACACCUGAAGCCAAGCAAUCACGUGACCCUUAUCACUAUCUWCCAUUUGGAACCGGRCCUCGUAACUGCAUYGGAAUGAGAUUUGCKCUGAUGGAGAUCAAGCUAGUCGUUACCAGACUCCUGAAGAAAUUCACUUUUGUGCCUACCUCGGAGACAAAAGAGCCAACUUUGCAGUCGAAGCCUAUACUUGGCCCUACUAAGGGUGUGRUAGUGGGGAUAAAACACAGGRAUCCCAGCAGCUCCUAAAGUGCCAACARUCUACUAGCUGAAGUUAGAAUAAUUUUUUCAUUGCGCAUGCUCUUACAUAUUUUUAAUGUACCACAUGGCGCAAUGCAUGCCUUGUAAUUUGAAAAAAAAUAGCUACUCUUUAGAAAAGUGUAUGUAGGUUGUAACAUUAUCUGGAUAAAGUUAUAUACUCCUUAGACUUUGGUAUGGUUUUUAUCAACUUCAUAAGGAUUUAUUCAAUGGAUAGCGCUAUUCACYCUUCGUGAGCUUGCCUGUAUGUUCAUAAAAAGACUUUUGCUGUA
Molecule: messenger RNA, 1911 nt
Organism: Exaiptasia diaphana
Lineage: Eukaryota; Metazoa; Cnidaria; Anthozoa; Actiniaria; Aiptasiidae
Product: cytochrome P450 3A24
Exons: 5
Coding region: 89-1630 (513 amino acids)
Molecular function (GO): heme binding; oxidoreductase activity, acting on paired donors, with incorporation or reduction of molecular oxygen; iron ion binding
Source: RefSeq, a predicted model, not a curated record